AUGAACGUUGUGCAACGGUGUAAAGUAUACUCUUUAAACCAGUUCACGCAGCCUUUCCAGUACACAUGUGAGGUUAACGGAAAACCUUGUAGUCGGAUCCAUGUGGUACAGGAGACGUUAUCGGAUAACGACAAGACAAGGGUAAUCGUGGAGAAAGUGCGGACGCAUUGUAGCGGAAACGGACUUAUACUCAACAUUUCCUCGCUGCCGUGGGAGCUGGAGAGAACAUACCAUCAAUCGAACCCUUCGAUGCUGGAAUUUGACAGCUUUGUGCAAUUUGUCUCUCAGCUUUGUUCUGACCCCGUGACCGCAUUUUCGAGAUGCCAAACCGAUUCUGAGCAAACAACAACGAAAAGUCCGUUAGCGUGGAUCCUAAUCGAUAAUUUGUCACACCUAGCCAUGGACCCCAAAUUCAACGCCAAAGUAUUGUCUAAACUAAUGAAAACUGUUCAACAAACGUUUGGUUCGGUAAUAAUCUCAACAAGUCUUCCAUUAUCCUUCCAUGGAGGCAUAGAAAGCACUUUCAAGCAUCACAGCACCAAAUACCAAAGUGGUGAUCAGCUAGUUCCCUAUUUUGAUGAUUCAGAUGUCAUUUUAUAA
Kluyveromyces marxianus DMKU3-1042 is the source of this 600-nucleotide messenger RNA. RefSeq names its product platinum sensitivity protein 3. The transcript has a single exon. The record is from RefSeq and is a predicted model, not a curated record. Gene Ontology annotation, cellular component: nucleus; Shu complex. NCBI's taxonomy places the organism in Eukaryota, Fungi, Ascomycota, Saccharomycetes, Saccharomycetales, Saccharomycetaceae. Bases 1 to 600 code for a protein of 199 amino acids. Gene Ontology annotation, biological process: recombinational repair.